Molecule: messenger RNA, 376 nt
Organism: Saccoglossus kowalevskii
Lineage: Eukaryota; Metazoa; Hemichordata; Enteropneusta; Harrimaniidae
Product: carboxypeptidase D-like
Biological process (GO): peptide metabolic process; protein processing
Molecular function (GO): metallocarboxypeptidase activity; zinc ion binding
Source: RefSeq, a predicted model, not a curated record
UUGUAUCUAUUGUAGGUGCAUAUUGGUGUGAAGGGAUUUGUGAUGGACAGUAGAGACUAUGGUGGGUUACCAGACGCCAUUAUUAGUGUAGACGGAAUAAAUCAUGACAUUACUACUUCCAUGUAUGGUGAUUUCUGGAGGUUAUUAGUUCCUGGUACUUAUAUUAUUACAGCAUCCGCUGAUGGGUAUGAGCCACAAAGUUUAACAUGUACGGUGUUUGAUGGACCUGCUACAGAGCUGGAAUUCAAAUUACAAAGAACUCAAAAAAGAUCAGCACUAAAAUUGUUAAAACAUCAAUUAAAGAAAAGAUCAGUUUUUGAUGCAGAAAGUGUUUAUGAUUAUUCAAAUGGACCUACGAGUAACUCUGAGGAUCCAG